This is a messenger RNA of Armigeres subalbatus, 3385 nucleotides long. RefSeq names its product G-box-binding factor. The coding region runs from base 1080 to 2678 and encodes 532 amino acids. Gene Ontology annotation, molecular function: RNA polymerase II transcription regulatory region sequence-specific DNA binding; zinc ion binding; DNA-binding transcription factor activity, RNA polymerase II-specific. Gene Ontology annotation, cellular component: nucleus. The record is from RefSeq and is a predicted model, not a curated record. Lineage: Eukaryota; Metazoa; Arthropoda; Insecta; Diptera; Culicidae. The transcript has 7 exons. Gene Ontology annotation, biological process: embryonic hindgut morphogenesis; embryonic pattern specification; embryo development.
UCGACUUUAGCGGAAGUAGGUUUAUUCUUGUGCUCGUCCACAAAACUAUGGGAUUCUGUAGGACAGUGAUUGAUAGCAAUAUUACCGGAUCCAUGCAAAGCUGGAUAAUAUGUUUAGUGGCCAUGGACUUGAGGCAAAUUAAUAUAUCAAGAUAAGAUGUUCAAGUUGUGUAGUGAAUCAAUCGUAUGAUGAUUAUUUAAGGGUGCAAAUAUGUUCUUUUUCCUUUUAUAACAUAGUUGUAUAAUACAGUGGUGAAUUCGACGUAUAACUCAUACCUGCAGAAUAACCCUACGUUACGCAGGAAGUUAGGCAAAGCCUAAAACAUUACCUUGGUUUGCUCGUUCAGCUGUGCAUAAGAAGAAAAUUUUCCUUCAGCCACAAAGCGAUCGAUAUUGGUCCCCAUCUGAAGGCACCUACAAACGUCGUGUAUGUAUGGGGAGUAGGCACUAGUGUGUUGCAGUAAGGCCUCCUUGUGAGAGAUCCGGCUUGAAGCGUGAGAGCGUGUGGCGGAAUGUUGGAUCCUCCACAACGCUGCUGCUGCUGCUGUCGUGCUUUUCAUUGCCUGUUGGACUGCAUUUGAGUUACCAGCAUCAUAUGCUAAGAGUGCAGAGGAGGGUGGUGAAGUGAGUGCCCACCGCGCGUUGCAGUCGGGCGGAAUACCACCCACCGGCGGCGGGUGCCGGUCGUUUUGGGAGGUUUUUCUCUGGAAAAAAAGCGCGCGUGAAGUUUCGCGGUAUAUUUAUUAUUCGGCGAGAAGCGAAUCAUAUGUUUACAAAUAUUGUGCAAGGAAGAACGAACUCGACGGCGAUGUGUUUUCAAAUACCGAAACAGGGUGGCUCGCAAAGAUGCAUUGGAGGGGUGGCAGGACACGUAACUGAGACUGCGUUUCUGAGCAGAUGUGGAGAAUUAUUGUGAGAUCAAUCGAAUCUGUCUUUUGAGCAAAAUCAGAACCAAGUGAAGUCUCUUUAAUUCCCAAUUAAAAGAUGCGUACAAAUCAAAACUCAUACAGAAGAUAGAAGAAGGUACCCCGGUGACAAAAAAGGACUCACUUGAACCAGUACGGCGAGGAACGGAAAAAGAUGUCCGACUUGAUGAUUACUAACCAAAGCGAGCACUUGAGUGAAGAACUAAAUUUUACCGCAUUCAUCGAUUUGUGUCGGUUCUGCUCUAUCAAGAGCGGCCCAAGGCUUAACAUCUUCGACAAGGAGGCAGAGCAGCGGCAGAUAUUGUUUAAGAUUAGAACAAUUUUGCCGAUUGUGAUAAACAAAGAGGACUUUCUCCCAAAGAAAAUAUGUGAUCGUUGUGUCGAUAAAAUCGAACAAUAUUUCGAGUGGAGAGCAAACUGCGUGCAAACCGAUGCUAUACUACAUAACUACGCAGACUCGAUGCGAGUUGUAACUGCGACGAUAAAUUUUCAGGACGGCACCGUUAACAUUGAUAAAAUGACACCAGCUCAGAAGAAUGCAUAUCUAGAAGCGCACAUGGCGGUACAGCAGCAAAUGAUGCACGCUGCCCAGCAGAUACAUCAACAACAGCAACAGCAACAACAUCAGCAACAGCAGCAACAACAAUUGCAACAUCAUCCGCAACAACAACCACUCCUGCAGCAACCACAAACAUCAUCUCGUUCUGCAAAGAAAUCCAAACCCAACAAUCACGAAAGUCAGCCGGCACAGUAUCAUCAUCAACAGUUACAACAGCAAAGUCUGCAACAGCAACAUCAGAGCCAUCAGCAGCCCAACAAUGUAAUAACAGCUGCAACCGCUGGCGGUAGCAUUAAUACAACUCAUUAUGCAAAUACUAUCAAAGUACCGCAAAUCACUACUAGCUCAAUAUCGAAUACCACUAAUAUUAGCACUGCUGGUGGCGAUAGUAGUACAUUCACUGUGCCGGACGACGUGGGUAUGGGGUUUGAAGGUGGAGUACGCGUUCUUCAAAGUUUGGGGAAUUGGUCACCGGAGAUACCUCCAAAUAUACCUCGGCCAAACUUGAUUCCAUUUACAGAGCCGUACACGGAGGGCGGAUCCAUGCAUCCAGCGACCAGGCUGAAAGCAUUGCAGCAAGUUCAACAAGCGUCGUCCAAGAAGAGUACAGCGAAACCGAAAACACCGGUCACUAAUAAUACGGGUCCGCCAAAGCCAGUGUUCGAAUGCACAAUCUGCGGCAAAGGUCUAGCUCGGAAAGAUAAGCUGACAAUACAUAUGCGGAUUCAUACAGGGGAGAAACCGUACGUUUGCGAGGUUUGUGAUAGGGCUUUUGCGCGGAGGGAUAAGUUGGUGAUACACAUGAACAAGUUUAAACAUGUCACUCCUACAAACAUCGCCCCUCUUGGAAAACGACAGAACCGUGUGCCUACGUUAGUUAAAAAGGAGGAUCAGAAAAGCGAAGACAAUAAGCCAAUACUGAUCGACCACCAUGCCUUAGCAACCCAAACUUUAACCACGGUGGUCAACAGUAUUUCAGCUCAACAGCAACAGCAGCAUCAAGGUCCGCCUCCUGGACAAAUGAACCAAACGACAGCCAACGUUCAGCAGCAGAACAGUGGGACGUCAGUUAUAGGAAUGAGUAUGCCACAGCAACACCACCACCAGUUGUCUUGGACCUGCGAACUGUGCGGUCGAAUGUUCCAAACGAGGGAAGAGUGGACUCUGCAUGCCAAAAGUCAUUUAGAGUAUUGACAGCAACAAACUGGUGGUACUGUGAUUCUAACAGGCAGUGGCUCUGACCUGAACACUGCUGUUAGCCUCAAGGAUAAAUGUAUUCAGCCAUCGCAGUCAAUUUCUUCACAACAGGUUGACUCUUUACAGCCUCAACACAACCGGCGUUGCAUCCAAUGUAUCGCAGGGUAUAGUAGUGCAACAGCAGAGCAACUUUUGUUUUCUGUGCCGACAGAGUUGCGGCAGCCAGGCAGAGUUCGCCGCGCACAUUCGAGGACAUUUCGUGGACGGGAAAAUUUCUGCCAAUACGAUCGACUCGACCACUCUCGUAAACAGACACGUUCAAAACGGAAACAUUUGCAACUCUACUAGUACCUAAUUCGAUCGAAGAUGGGGGUACGAUUCUUAACCUGGAUAUCGUUUAAGUAGACUGUUAUUUCAGUUUUGAACCGAAUUCACAUAUCUAUAUCAAACUUUAGGAAGCUUUUGAGUUUUCUCUGUUCCUUAGAAGAAUUAUUUAUUUGUCCUAAAUCUCAAUAGAAGACUUCAUAUAUCAAGCAAGAUAUAUGUUUUAAAACAUUUCGAUCAAAUUAGCUUUAUUUAAAUGAUUAUUAAACAGAAUUCGAAAUUAUGUAUACAUGUUCUAUCACCUAAAUAUGAUAAAAAUCGAUUUUUGUAAUGACUUUAUUAGUGUGAUUUUUCAAUUACAAUAUUAAGUUCAUCAUUAU